AUGGUCGAACCUUUGAAGAUCGAUAAGAGUGAUGGUAAUGGGUGCAACGAGAUCAAUCGGCCAGAGCGUGAUGGAUAUGAAUCGGCGAGAGACAGGUGGAAGAAAAGGGGAGGCGAGCCUGAGGUGUCUGGGCAAGGGAACACUCAGCGGGAUCUUAAAUUUAACCCUAAUUCUACUCUCAUGUUGCGUUUGAUUGUGCAGUGGAAGGAUGAUGGUGAUGGAGCCUGGAGGACGAAGGAAGAAAAAAGUUUGUACUUUGUAGUGGAGAAGCUGACCCUUGGCGAUGAGCAACGUUUGGCUGUGGCGAACGAAGAGACGGAGGGAAAUGAAGGCAUGAACCACCGUAGUAAUUUAUCUCCAAUGACUCAGCUUUCACUUAGAUUUAUUCUUUUGGCUUGUGUGCAACAACAAGAAGCGAAGACGAUAAUGAAGAAGUUAUCUAAUACGAUCUCGGAAUUGGCUUCAAGUAUCCUGCCUGAUAACGACGUGAGGAUUGCUGCUUUGAGUCUUGUAAUUAGUUUUAUUCGGUGUUUGUCGAAUUCCGGUGAUAGGAAUCGGUUCCAGGAUUUGCUUCCAGCGAUGAUGAUGACUUUGAUUAAAGAUUUAAAUGGUGGACAAGAGGCUACUGCUCAAGAGGCAUUGGAAUUGUUGAUUACGUUGGCAGGGACUGAGCCUAGGUUCUUGAGGAGGCAGUUAGUGGAGGUGGUGGGGUCUAUGUUGCAGAUAGCUGAAGCAAAUACUCUAGAAGAGGGCACAAGACACCUAGCCAUUGAGUUUAUGAUCACGCUAUCAGACGCUAAAGAAACGGCACCUAGUGUGAUGAGGAAGUUGUCACGGUUUAUCAGCAGGUUGAUUAGCAUUUUAUUGCAUGUGUUGUUGGAUGCCGAGGAUGAACCUUCUUGGCAUACUGCUGAAAAUGAGGACGAAGAUGCAGGAGAGUCAAGUAAUUACAGUGUUAGGCAAGAGUGCUUGGAUCGGUUGGUUAUUUCUCUAGGUGGUAAUACCAUUGUGUUGGAUUAG
Messenger RNA from Lactuca saligna, 1020 nucleotides. Lineage: Eukaryota; Viridiplantae; Streptophyta; Magnoliopsida; Asterales; Asteraceae. The record is from the annotation of a GenBank genome assembly.